Schistosoma mattheei is the source of this 8247-nucleotide messenger RNA. The record is from the annotation of a GenBank genome assembly. Lineage: Eukaryota; Metazoa; Platyhelminthes; Trematoda; Strigeidida; Schistosomatidae.
AUGAAGGCGAUGAUUGGAGAUUGUACACUGAAACGGUGUUUACUACGAAACGAUGUGAAUUUACCAAGAGUUAUUGUUGAUGGUUGUCUACCGGUAUUCAGCGUAGAUUUCACAGAUGCAGUUUUAAAAUCAUUAUACGAAUUAAUUGUGAAUGUUCCAUUUCCAGAAGCAGAUAAAAGUCUUACUACACCUGCAAAUCCUGAUGAAUUAUUAAAAGAUGUUGUAGUUUUGCCUAAUUCAAUAAUGCCUGGAUCUGUACUAGCCACUAGAGAUUUGCUUAGAGUUACACGUCAACUUAGUCGAAACGAUAGUGAUUCUACUUUGAGCAGUUGGGCGUCAGAUACUGCGGAUGAUGAUUUACGUGAAGAAAGUGAACACGAUCGAAUCAGUCAACAAUCAGAAAUAGAAAAUUAUACUUCUAAUGUAAAUGAUGAUCUUCACGGUAGUCAGUUUAUGGAUAAAAACAAGUCUAAAGCUAUACGUCAACGUGAUCAAUCUAAUUUACGUCGUAAACGAGCAAAAUUAAUUGAUUUAAAAUUAGAUUUUGUUAUACGUAAAAUUGAAAUUCAGGUACUGGAACGUCAAUUAAACUCGCAAAAUAAAAAUAUUGAAGAUCGUUUAAUUUUAUCUUUCAAUAUUCAUGAAGUUGGUACCAGUUUAAUUAAACGACGUUGGACACAAGAAUUCAGGCUCAUAUUGGCACUUUAUCAGUCGCUAUUCCACAAAACAGGUCAUCAUUUAUUAGCAGUUCAAUUAAUUAUCGCAGAGAAAAAUGCUCCUGAUUUUGAUACAUACUAUCAAAAUACACGCCAUCGUUUACAAUGUGAUUUCAAAGUGUUGGAUGUAUAUGUUCAUCAAGAAGCUACUCUAUUAUUAAUGAAUUAUUUCAACAAUCUACGUAUAUCAUUAUCUAAGCAAUUCAAAGAAAUUGAACAUUCAUCUGAAAUUGAAUGGGCUAGUAAUAUUGGAGAUACAGAAGGUUUAAAAAAAGCAAAACUGCGCGAAAGAUUAGAAAAUGAAAUGGAACAACAACUUCCUGGACGUUUAACUGCUGCAGAUGCUGUAGAAAGUCAUAUUGCUCGUAAAACUGAACGUCGAAAUAUACGUUUGGAAGCCGCUUCUUUAGCACAGAAAACAGGCAAAAUUGCAGUUAUUCGCGAAUUGAAUAUUACACAAUGGAUGGUGAAUGCAACAUUGGACAAAGUGAAUGUUACAUUAGGCUCUAAAGAAACUGAUUUAUUUUCAACUACCGUUAACGGUCUUCGAAUCGAUGUUCGUACAACCUAUAAUACUAUAGAAAUUUCGGCAAUACUUUCUGAAUUCACUCUAAUUGAUCGUAUCGUAAAUACAUCCUAUCGUAAGAUUUUAUGGGUUGAUCCGACAGAAAAUGUGGUUUCUUUGCAAAUUACACAUUUUCAAGAUAAUACCCAGUCUGUUGAGAAUUCAAUAGAUCCAGACAAAGUAGACUUGGCUAUCAGUCUUCAGAUAGGGAAAUUACAUUCUAUCUUCUUAUAUCAUUUUAUUACACGUGUAUUGAAUUUUAUGGAAGCCUAUCAAGAAGCAGCUGAAUUGAUGUUAAAUAAAUUUCAAGCUUUAUCGGAUGCAGCAGUGCAACAAGUUCAUGAAGCAGUUGAUAAUUCUCUUCAAACUCGUCUCAGUUUAAAUAUUGUUGCUCAAGCUCCAGUUAUAUAUAUGCCGCAACACUCAUUGUCAAAUGAAUCUUUGAUGAUUGAUUUUGGGCGUAUCACAUUAUCAAAUUAUUUUGAAUUUGUCAAUCCUUCAAAAGUAUUGCCUGAUACAACAAUUCCAGUUCCCGAUCCCGGAAUCAUGUUAGAACAUAUGGUGGUUAAGUUGGAAAAUUUACGAUUAUCAAGAGUAGUGCUAAAAGACAGUUCUGUUCAAGCCGAGAAACACGUUUUACUUCCAAUUAAUGUUGAACUGAAAACUCGUCGUAAUCUCAAUCCAAAUAUAUAUUCCGCUAUACCUAUCCUUCUUGUCAAUGGUGGAUUAAAUGAAAUUAAUAUUUCUUUUUCUCAAGGCGAUUAUCGUGUUCUUCAAGAAGUACUUUUUGAUAAUUUUAAUGAUACACCAUCGUCUACUAAAGGAUCUGUAAAAACAACACCUGUUACUACGGGUUCCUCUGCUAAGUCUACUAACAAAAAGAAUAAAACACAACAAAAAGUUGAAGAGAAAAACACUACAGAAAAUGAUAAUCCAGUCAAAAUUGCAGUCAGUUUUGAUUUAGGAAUGAAAAGUGUCAUUCUUAAUUUGUACACAUGUGAUCAACCAAUAACAGAAUGGCAUAAUGAUUUCCCGGAAGACAAACGAUUGGCUACAUUCAAUCUUAAACAAUUCAAUGUAUCUGGUCAAAUGGCUUCAGAUUCAUCAUCUCAAUUCAUCGCUAAACUUAAUGAUAUUAAAUUACAAGAUAGUCGACCUGGUUCAAAUAGACAAAUUACUAAAGGUCAAAUUUUAAGAGUUUUAGAUCAUUCUACUACCAAAGAUAACCGUCAUAAUGAAUUAAUCUAUAUUGAAUUUAAACAAGAUGCAUUACUAAACAAAAAAAUUCAAAUUAGUCUACGAAGCAUCCACUUGUGUGCUUCAAUGGAUUAUCUUAUGUCUUUACUGGAUUUUCAAAUGAAAAGUACACCAACACUGAAAAGUGAAUCAAAUAACUUAACAUCUCUUUCGGAUAAAUCCAAACAGAAACGGUUAAACAAUUCUUCAAUUACAAAACUGGUAGAUGCCAAGAAAACGGAAUUAUUACCAACAGCAUAUCCUUUUAAUCUGGAGUUAAAAAUUCAAAUAGAUAAUCCUGAAUUAGUUCUUGUUGAAGAUAUUUAUAAUGUUGAUAGUAAUGCAAUUAAACUUACUACUGAAUUAAGUUUUGAUUACAACAUGCAACAGGAUAUGGUUGUUAUAAAUGCUUUAAUCAACGGUUUGUCUGUUGCUGCCUGCCCUUACAAUGAAACAGUUGGCGGGCCAUUUUCUAAGGAGAUUUUAUCGCCUUGUGUUUUGAGUUUUUAUGCAUCUCAACCAAUUAAUGGUAGUUUACAUGGAACAUUACAUAUGGAUACUUUAACGAUCAAUAUUAAUCCAAACACAAUCAGAUUAUUAUCAGCAAUUUCUUCAUCUGUUCAAUCAUCUCUAACCACUGACAAAAAUCCAGAUAUUUGUGAAACUGUUUCAAAGGUUGAAUCUAUGAAAGGCGUCAGUUUAGAUCAUUCGGAUGAAAAAUCACUUACUGAGUUUUGGAAACCGAUUCAGCUGAACGAAUUAAAUAUGCCCUAUUUAGGAUUGACAUCAGAUGCAAACGACAAAAUUGAAUGUGUUGAACAUGCUUGUGAUGUUGCGAAAGUUGUCGGAGAAAUGGAGAACCGCCGCAUAGAUAUCAUAAAUAUUCGAUUAAAAACUAUUCGAAUUAUACUGGAAUCUCAAUUAGAUACAAAAUCUAUGCCUAUGCUUGUUCUUGACUCCACUUUAGAUGCAGUUCUAACUAAACCAGUUACAAAUCUUGAACUAAAGUUUUUAAUAGAAUUAUCCCUAUCAUAUUACAAUGAUUCACUUAAUCAAUGGGAACCAUUGAUUGAAACUUUACCAGAAGAAGGUGAUCGUAUGUGGUCUCUUCAAUUGGAAAUAGUCAGUAUUGAUAAUAAGGCCGAAUGUUUAACCGAUGGUGACUGGGAGAAUGUUGGUUGUCUGCAAGAAUCAAGGAAUACAAUGUUAAUUCUGUCCAGAGAUAAUUUAGAAAUCACUAUAUCUAAAACUGCAUUAAAUAUGUUAAGUAAUUUGGGUCGUUCAUUUGAAGCAGCCUAUAAGUUGAAAAAUAUCAAGUCGAAAUACGAUGAUUCUACCAAUCAAGUUAUAGCACCCUAUCGAAUUGUGAAUAAUACCGGUUGUCAGCUAGUGUUACGAUAUAAUUCUCAAGCUCUAUCGUUGACUCACUUCAACAAUGGUAAUACAAUGACUACAGGUGAAUCUCUUCAUCAAACAUCAUCGGGAUCUAACAAAGCAGUUGUUUCAAAUACUGAACAUGACAUAGUAACAUAUCAAAAUUCGAUCUUACUUAAUUCACAACAAGAAAUUGGAUUUACUGAGUUGUCUAAAACUGACAAAAAUCAGUCCAUUGUUUCUUCAUAUAAGGAUUCACGUCACCAUAUUUGGAUUUCUUUAUCAGAUACAAGUCAUAAACCUGGUAGUUUCAUAUCAAAUUCGGAAGUUGUUUUUCAAUUAUAUCGAGGUGAUAGCGAAUUGCUUUGUUUAUCAAAAGAUCCCAGCAAUGAAAAACCUACGAGUUCAGAUCGUAGAAGUACCAUUUAUCCUAUCAUUGCUGAUGUUGAAGCAUGUCUGGGAGUGAAAUCGAUAACCUUUCGUUCAACUGUUCAGGUCAUGAAUAAUACUUCUGAACGUGUUUGUAUCUACUCACCUUUAAUAAAAUCAUCUGUAGCAAAUCAACUACCUGGUUUAUUAACAGUUAUUGAAGCCGGUCAGUCAUAUUCACUUCCUGUAGAAAUCGUUAAUUCUCGUCAACAAACAGGGAUAUUUAUUGGACCGGAAUAUGAAAAACCAGUCAUUUCAGUGACCCGUGCUUAUUGGCCAGAAUUUGCUUGUGGAGUUGAAAAAUACACUCCAAGUAAUACAGAUACUCACUUACCUUUUCUUGCACCAUACGCUCAAACAGUGUCGUCUACAAAUAUAGAAUAUAAAAUAUCCACUUCCUCUCAAUUUAAAUGGCCCAAUCAAUUAAUUGAAUGUCAUACAAACAGUAGUAGUAUGAAUAAUAAUGGUAUAGUAUACUUUUAUAACGUUGCUGUUGUAAAUCAUAGUGAUCAGGAUAAUCGUCUUGACAAUAAUAAUGAUAAUGAUAAUACUGGCAACACUGAUCAACAGCGUAAAACAUCGUUAACUGAAGUAGCCGAUGAAUUACGUGCAACUCAAAAGAAAAUGAUUCAAGGAGAUAAAUUAAGCGUAACACAUUGUGAUUUUCAAAUGAUUAUCCAAACUGCUGUAGUUUUGUACAAUCAACUGCCGUUCCCAAUUAAUUUUAUAUUAACAGAUAUUACCGACACAAUUUCUGCCGGUAGUCAUUAUGCACUGAAGACUGCACCACCAAAUAGUGCACAAAUUGAAAUUUCAUUCGAAUACACUGGUAGCAUGUAUCGAGGCAAACUGGAAUUACAUCCACAAAUGGAAGAGUAUUGUGUCAUUGAAUUUGAAUCGCGUAAAGAAUACGAAGUGUUUAACUUGCCUUUAGGAUUACAUCGUACUUCAAAUCUGGGACAAAUAUGUUUAACAUUGUAUGCACCAUACUGGAUGAUAAAUAAAACUGAAAAAGACUUAACAUAUAAGUCUGUAGAUGAUAUAGAAACUGUUCAUCCAGCUACUUUUACCGGUGCAUUGCUCUAUUCAUCUUUGUCUAAAUCAUUUUUUGGCAAACGAAAAGCUAAUCUUCGUGUAUGUGAAUCCAAUUGGUCAGACAAAUUCUCAUUGGAUACAGUUGGUAGUUCAGGACGUGUACAUUGUACAACAAAGUCAAAAAUGUCGUAUGAAAUUGGAGUGAAAAUCGAUUUAUCUAGUUCUGGUUUAACAAAAAUUGUUACAUUUAUGCCUUAUUUCAUAAUUAUCAAUAAAGCUAAUAUAAAUAUCGAGUGUUGUGAAGUGGAUGAAACUGAGACAAAAUCUACACAGUCCACAAAUACAGAAUGGAUAAAAGUUCCAGCUGGUGAAGCUGUACCAUUUUGGCCACAUGCAGCAAAUUCAAAGAAUAUGUUAUUAAAAUGUCGUGUAGCAGAGAAUAUUGUGACUGCAGCAUUUCCAUUUUAUGAAUCACAUUCAAUAUUAAUGAAAUUAGACGAAAAAUAUCCUGGUAUAUUUGUUGAAGUGGAGACAACUGAAGAAACAACUGUAAUCACUUUGCAAAUGUAUCAAGAAGGUAUGGCUUUAGUGCGUCUCGUCAAUAAUCUAAAUGAUUCACAACCAGUGUUCUAUCACCAAAGUGGACUUCAACAUACAGUUCAUCGGUUAGAUGCUGGUAUGUCUAUCAUGUAUGCAUGGGAUUGUCCUCAAGCAAAACGCGAAUUAAUUUUCUAUUGUAAUGAAACCGAUAAUCGUCAUUCAAAUAAGUUAACUUAUGACUCUAUUGAAGAAUUUAAAGUGAAGGAUACCAAAGCAUAUUUGGUUUCAUUUAUGUGGAAUAUGCAACGUGUUUUAUUAUUUACACAAAAUGCAAGUGUUGCUAAAAAUGCUCGAUUAAGUUCUGAUCUUGAACCGAUUGACCAAGAAAUUGUUAUUUCUCUUCAAUCAAUUGGUAUUUCAUUAGUUGAUAAUCAUUCACGAGCAGAAUUAGCUUAUGUAUCUAUUACAAGUUCUGGUGUUCGGUGGAGUCAGAUAAAACGUGGGAAUCGUUUAAAACCAUUACAACUGGCUUUAAGCGAAAAUUUAGAACGCGCUUAUACCAAUUUUGUGAACGCAUCGAAUGAUGCAGACAAAGUUAGACUCAGCAUUGUCAAAUUAACUGAUACACAUCAACCAAUAGAAGUAGAUUUCAAUCGAAUGAUUAUGUUGAAACCGGAUCAAUAUGGGAUAACGCGUGCAUUUGAUCCGGGUGUAUUUUUACAGUAUAAAUCAUCUAUUAGUCAAAUGCAAUUACAUGCUAAAUUGUUUCGAUUACAGAUUGACAGUCAACGACUUGAUUCUAAUUUUCCUGUGGUAUUGUCAGCUUUUCCUCAGCCGAAAUCUGUGGCACUUGAUUCAGGUGUUAAACCGUUAUUUGAAUGGUCAGCAAUUAUUGGACGUACAGCGAAUCCGGGUUCAUUUCGAUUUAAAUACUUCCAUGUUCUUAUACAAGAGAUGCAACUUAAACUUGACCAAGGCUUUCUUUAUGAUAUAACCAAUUUCUUUGCUUCUUCUGUAACCCAUACAUCUAAGGAGGAAGCGUUCAAACAUGAUUAUCUUUUGAUCACUAGUAAAUUGAUUGAUUCACCAGUUGUACAAGCUCACCUGCAAGAUGGGAAUCGAUCCAUUUUUGAUAGUUUUCAUAUUUCACCGAUCAAAGUACACGUCAGUUUUUCUCUUACUGGUAGUACAGAAGGAAAAUCGUCGGCUUUCCCGAGUGAAGUACUUAAUCUUUUCUUGCAAUCUCUUGGUGUAGCAUUAACUGAAGUACAAGAUGUAGUUUUCAAAUUGGAUUAUUUCGAACGUCAAGCAUGUAUCAUGACAAUUAAUCAAAUGAGUACAGAAAUUACACAUCAUUAUGUUGGCCAAGGUGUUAGACAAAUGUAUGUACUAGUUUUAGGAUUGGAUGUAUUAGGUAAUCCAUUCGGUGUAUUACGAGGCUUAGCUCAAGGUGUUGAAGAUCUCUUUUAUGAACCAGUAAAAGGUGCAAUUCUUGGUCCGGAAGAAUUUGCUGAAGGUGUCACUCUAGGUGUACGAAGUUUGCUUGGUCAUGCUGUAGGUGGGGCAGCUGGUGCAGUUUCACGUAUAACUGGCACACUUGGUAAAGGUAUCGCUGCUUUAACUCUAGAUGAAGAUUAUAAACGUAAACGUCGUGAACAGUUAGCACGACGUCCAGAAACAUUUGGUGCUGGUCUAGCUCAAGGUGGUCGAGGUUUAUUUAUGGGUGUAUUUCAUGGUGUUACUGGAGUGGUUACAAAACCUUUCGAAGGGGCUAAAAAGGAAGGAGUUGAAGGUUUUUUCAAAGGCUUUGGCAAAGGUCUUGUUGGUGCAGUAACUCGUCCAGUUUCUGGAGUUGUUGAUUUUGCUAGCAGUUCAUUUGAAGGAAUUCGCAGAUUAGCUGAUACAACACAAGAAGUUUCACGUGUUCGUCCUCCUCGGUUUAUUCGUUCUGAUGGGAUUAUAAGACCGUAUGAUAAACAUGAAGCUGAUGGUCAUCUUAUUCUUAAACAAGUAGAUAAAGAUGGUAUUUUUGGUCAAUAUCUAUUUCAUAUUCAUUCUGUUCGUGGAAAUAGUGCAUUAGUUUUAACAACAAACAACCUACUAAUCAUAGAAUCAAUGGAUUUAUUGGGAACAUUUUCAGUUGAUUGGAAAACUCCAUUAGAAAAUUUAUCUGAGGUGCCAGUUGUCAACAAAAGUGGAAUCUUAAUUAAUUUGAAAGAAAGACAGAAAAAAAUGUUUACAUCAGGUCAUCGGACUAAACAAUUUGACUGUGAUCUUAAUUUAGCCAAAUUAAUGAUCAAUGAGAUCGAUUUGGCCAUGACUAAACAUGAACACUUGGACUCUAAUCUUUGA